This is a messenger RNA of Girardinichthys multiradiatus, 3596 nucleotides long. RefSeq names its product MAGUK p55 subfamily member 3-like. The record is from RefSeq and is a predicted model, not a curated record. The transcript is spliced from 21 exons. Lineage: Eukaryota; Metazoa; Chordata; Actinopteri; Cyprinodontiformes; Goodeidae. Gene Ontology annotation, cellular component: cell-cell junction; plasma membrane. Gene Ontology annotation, molecular function: protein binding. The coding region runs from base 332 to 2146 and encodes 604 amino acids.
CAUUUAGAUAGGCUGGAAGGAGCGGGGAAAUAAAACCUAAUGUUUGUCGUUCAGCUGCGGACUGGACGGACAGAACCUGAGAAUAAAAAAUAAAUGAAACAAAGGCUGGUUUGGAUCUGUUGCUGCUGGGCUGUCGAGUAGAAACAAAGAAAGACGGAGCGAGGACCGCACGCUGAGGAGCCUCAACAAGCCCUUUAGAUACCCUGUUUAUGACUGCAGCUAUACAGGUGUGAUUCUCCACGCCUGAGGAUAACAGAAGAGUCGGUCAUCUUUCCUUCCUUUUCCUCUUUGUUCCCUCCAUCUCUUUUUCCUCCUCUGAAGGGUUGAAGCCAUGCCCAUCGUUUCUGCAAACACAGGGCUGCAUGAGACUCUGGCCAUUCUCACAUCUCAUCUUCACCCUGAUGCCAACCACAAAGAGGACCUGGUCUUCCUCAGAGACGUCUUCAGUGAGAAAAGCAUCGGUUACCUCAUGAAGAUCCACGAGCGGCUAAAGCAGUAUGAGAAGUACAGCCCCACUCCAGUCCUACACAGCGCCACCUGUCUGGCAGAGGAUCUGGCUGAAGAGCUGCAGAGUGGACCGCUCCAGGAUGACGAGCGAGAACUUCUCCUUUUGCUCAACAUGCCCCACCUGAAGGCAGUGCUAUCAGCUCACGACAUUGUUGCCCAGAAGAAAUUUGACCCAGUUCUUCCACCAUUGCCAGAAGAUUUGAACGAUGAGUUUGAGGAAGAGUCUGUAAAGAUCGUUCGUCUGGUUAAGAACAAAGAGCCGCUGGGAGCAACCAUUCGGAGAGAUGAGGCCACAGGAGCUGUAAUUGUGGCCAGAAUCAUGCGAGGAGGGGCGGCUGACCGCAGCGGCCUGGUGCACGUAGGAGAUGAGCUCCGAGAGGUGAACGGAAACCUGAUAACUCACAAAAGGCCUGAUGAAAUUAGUCAGAUCCUGUCCCAGUCCCAAGGCUCCAUCACGCUGAAAAUCAUCCCAGCGGUGGCAGAAGAAGACAGACUGAAGGAGAGCAGAGUUUACCUUCGGGCUCUUUUUGACUACACACCUUUUGAGGACAAAGCAACACCGUGUCAAGAGGCUGGACUUCCUUUUAAGAGAGGGGACAUUCUUCAGGUCGUUAGCCAGGAGGACGCCACCUGGUGGCAAGCCAAGAAGGUCGGCGACUGCAACCUGCGUGCUGCCCUCAUCCCCUCCACGCAGUUUCAGGAGAGACGUCUGAGAUACAGAAUGAAGAUGAAUUCCCUCCCUGCUCCUCUGUCCCCCAAGGCUCCAACAUAUGAUCAGACAGAGAAAGAAGACUGUGACAGUAAAGGUGCUCUGAAUGGAAAGGACGUAGUUUCUCCCAAGAGUAAGGCAGCACCUGCCUUCUGUGGCCAUGCUUUCUCAUGGGAAUUUUACUCAGCCAGUUUACGCAGAAGUUUCCGACUCAAAAAAGAACGGCAGGGUUCACCAACAGAGGCCCAAACUCUGGACGCCCAUCAGACAGAAUUCCAGAUUUAUGAGGAAGUUUCGCAAUAUUUGCCACACCCCGGAGAGAAGCCCCGUCUUAUAGUACUGAUAGGUUCGUUAGGAGCUCGGAUCACCGAGCUCAAACAGAAGGUGAUUGCAGAGAAUCCUCGAUGGUUUGGUCUGGCUGUGCCACACACGACCCGAGCCAGAAAGACUCAUGAGAGGGAAGGAGUGGAGUACCACUUCAUCAGCAGGGGAGCCUUUGAGGCCGACAUCCAGGAUGGGAAAUUUAUUGAAUAUGGAGAGUAUAAGGAGAAUCUGUAUGGCACUAGCUUGGAGUCCAUUCAUAAAGUUCUGAGUCAGAAUAAGGUCUGUUUAGUAGAUGUGCAACCAGAGGCGCUGAAGACUCUGCGAACGGCCGAGUUCAGACCAUUUAUCAUCUUCGUGAAACCUCGCAUCCCUGACUGUCAAAGAAAACAGUUUGGCUCCUCUUCCUCACUCAGUGCAGGGAUCACAGAGGAAGAUCUUCAGGAAAUGAAACAGUCUGCAGAAAAGAUGGACAAGUGCUAUGGCCACUGGGUGGACUAUGUAUUGGUAAAGGAGGACCCAGUGAAUACCUUAGCAGAGCUCCAGAUGGUGCUGGAGAAGGUGCAGAUGGAGCCCCAGUGGGUUCCUGUGUGCUGGUUGAGGCGUUAGCCAAAUGGACCUUCUGACCAAACCGAGGGGUAAACCAAAACAGAGACCACGGUGCACGGACCCACAGCUGUGGGGGAUUUCCGGAGAGAUCAGAUGUUUACUACCAUGUAACUAUUCCACACUUAUGGGUUCGUGAUAACAGAAAAAUGUUUCUCUGAUGGUCGAUACAGUCAACACGAAAAAAAUAAGUACACCCUCUUCAUUUGUGUGUGGGCGCACGUUUUCCAUCAUUACUUUUAUUCAUUGAAGUUUGCAGACAUUAACUCCUGCCAUGCUCUAUUACAGUCUGACUACAGUGUUUCGAUCAGGUUGAGCACUGUGCUUUGACUAGGCCAUUGUAACACCUUAAUUUUUUUUCUUAAGCCAAUCUGUUAAACAUUUGCUGCUGUGAUCAUUGUCCUGUCGAUGAGCCAGUUUUCUGUCAGAUGGCCUUACAGUUAACACAGUUGAAUACUUUAGUAUAAAGGAUGGUUGACUUGAUGACUGCAAGGUGUUCAUGUCCUGUGGCUCCACAUCAUCUUGGCUCUACCACCAUGCUUGGCAUAAGAUGUUUGAGUCUUGCCAGAAAUCCAUACUUUUGUCUAGAGAACGUUGUUCCAAAAGAUUUGUGGUUCAUUUUGAUACAACACUGCGGUCUUUUCAUAGUGAAGAUGCUUUUUCCAGACAACCCCUCAAACCUGUUAAGUAUUUCUCUAACAGUCCUAUCAUGCACCUCAACAUGCUAAGAUAUGUAGGGUUUAAGAUUUAGCUUUUUUUUUCCCGACCUAAGAACAUUAGAAUCUUAAAACAUCUUGAAUGUUUUCCACAUGGAUAUUUUUCACACUGCAGAAUAAGACCUCAAAUUGUUUGGAAAUUGCCUUAUAACCCUUCAUAGGCAGCAAAAGUUGCUCCUCCAAGUUCAUUGCUGAUGUAUUUUCUGCUUGGCAUUGUGUUAACGCGCACCUGUAUGCUCCAGGCCAGAAGACUAGGAAAACUGCUCUCAUAGCAGGGGUCACACAUAAAACAUGACCAAGUUAUGUGCGUUUGAUUAGUCUUUGAAAAGUCCUCUGGAAGCAGCAAGGGUGUACUUAUAUUUUUCAUCUAUGAUCAUCACUACACUUUAGGAAACUUUUUCAUGUGGCUGUACUUUGUCAUUAUUGCAAAUAAAGUCUGCAGUGACUUAUUUAGGCCACAGGUGAGACUGUUGUAGUGAAGCACCGUGUGUAUUAGUCACACAGAUGCAAUGCUGAUGUACCUUAUUGUAUAUCUAUAGUACAGUGGUAGUAUAACAGCUAUCUCAGGCAUGCAGGACCAAGUUAAAGUCAAUGUCAAAGAUCUGUUGUGAUCAGUUAAAAUAAGACCUGUUUCUAUAGCAGCUAUACUGUGAAGUGCCAUAAUGAAUGUGUUGAAUUUAUGCAGGAAAUUGUUGUAAACUGAGACAGAAUAAAUCUGCCCUCCUGGAUAACUAUUA